AUAUCAGAGGUACUCAUGGUUGUUGUUCGGGUUUUGUUUAGUGGCUUGAAAUCUCGCGGACUGGGCUGCUUAGAGUUUGUUCGUUUUGUUUCAAAGGAAGAUUGCUGUGUCGCUAAUGGCUUUUCGUCUCUUAGGAAUUUUACCCCCUUUUUUUUUUACGAAGAGGUCAAGCGAGCUCUGCUGCUUAGGGUUUGUUUGGUUUCAACGGAGAUUGCUCUGCACUAUGGCUUUCCACCUCGGAGGAAAACAAUUGGCUGCUGGUAGGGUUUUGCUCGGAGCACCAAGAACACAAAUGAGGGGUUACUGCCAGCAAUUUUCUUCCGGUCAGGGAGGCGAUUUUCAUCCUGAGGUUCAAGCUUUCUAUAACGGGAUAGUCUUCGGUGGGCUUCCCACCUUGUUCUGGGCAAAUUGGCAAAUGUGGAAGAUCGAUCAGUCAAGUAACGAGGUUUAUACUGAGAGGUCUAUGGAGAUUGAAAAGAUCCUGAAGGAGCUCAGCUAAUGAUUGGUUUGGCGCUUACAAUGAUGUAUGACGCUAGCCUUGGGAUGUCAAGUAACGAGGUUUAUACUGAGAGGUCUAUGGAGAUUGAAAAGAUCCUGAAGGAGCUCAGCUAAUGAUUGGUUUGGCGCUUACAAUGAUGUAUGACGCUAGCCUUGGGAUGUCAAGUAACGAGGUUUAUACUGAGAGGUCUAUGGAGAUUGAAAAGAUCCUGAAGGAGCUCAGCUAAUGAUUGGUUUGGCGCUUACAAUGAUGUAUGACGCUAGCCUUGGGAUGUCAAGUAACGAGGUUUAUACUGAGAGGUCUAUGGAGAUUGAAAAGAUCCUGAAGGAGCUCAGCUAAUGAUUGGUUUGGCGCUUACAAUGAUGUAUGACGCUAGCCUUGGGAUGUAGGUGUUUGUUAAUUGUUUUUAUGCAUACUUGGUUGUGGUCAUUACGGAGAUGCUUACUCUAAUUUAUAUACCUAUCCUCUCGCAUCAUA
Molecule: messenger RNA, 976 nt
Organism: Nicotiana tabacum (common tobacco)
Lineage: Eukaryota; Viridiplantae; Streptophyta; Magnoliopsida; Solanales; Solanaceae
Source: RefSeq, a predicted model, not a curated record